AAAUUAAUAACACACUUCAACAACAGCAACAAUAAUUUACCUUUCUCUUCUUCCUCCUCCUCAUUCUUCUUCCACUUCUCUCCCUCCAUAAAAAACCUUCGUUAUCUCUGUCUUUCUAUUUACAUGUAUAUGUGUAUUUGUGUAUAUGUGUAUAUAUAUGUACAUUGACGUACUGUAACAUGUGGAGUGAAAUGUUGUUUUGUUGCCUUGUUAUUCAUUUGGUUUCUGUUCGUAAAUGAAUGACGAUGAUACAAUCAAGAACCGAACCCAGCCAUUCUAUUUUUCUGUAAAUUCUUCUAUGUUGUAUUUGAAGCAGCCUAGCGUCUUUCUUGGGGUUGAUUUAAGGAUUUGGCGGUUGUGAUUUCGUGGUUUCUCGGUUGUUCUGGCUGUAUAUGAUUAUUAUUUGAUUUGAUUUGAUUUCAUAUCCUUUUUCUUUUCCUCCUCAAUUCAAUUCAUUCAGUUCUGUGAUUUGUAUGCCCUUCUCCUAGUUUCCCUGAGCCUGGGCCUGUGGUGCGAGGCUCGGGGAUCUGUAAUUUUUUUUUUUUUUGUUCUCCCCCCCCUAAAAAUGGCUUCCUUAGAGACUGACCCCUUAUCCUCUGAGAAUAACUCAUUCUCCACCUUUCCUCUCCCAUCCUCGGAAAAUGAUGCCUACUCCAACUCUGCCGCAUCUUCUGAUGAGCUCCGUUCUGCCUCUUCUGCUUGUAUGCACAAAUUCAGGCUCUAUGAGACUCAAUCGAAAUUUUACAUGGUAGGAAGGGACAAGAGUAGAACAUAUUGGAGGGUGCUCAAAAUUGAUAGGAUGGAUUUGUUUGAGCUAAACAUACGGGAAGAUUCUGCUGUAUAUACAGAAAGUGAAUGUUCUGAUCUGCUGAGACGCAUACACGAGGGUAAUAAAUCAACUGGCGGACUGAAGUUCGUGACCACUUGCUAUGGUAUUGUUGGAUUCAUUAAAUUUCUAGGACCCUAUUACAUGCUGCUUAUUACAAGGAGACGUCAAAUUGGUACAAUAUGUGGUCAUCCUAUAUAUGCUAUUUCCAGAAGUGAGAUGAUUCCACUUCCAAAUCCUGCUGUUUGGUCCAGUAUAGCCAUUUCAAAGAACGAAAACAGAUACAAGAAGCUCCUAUGCUCAGUGGAUCUCACAAAGGAUUUCUUCUUUAGCUACUCAUACCAAAUUAUGCGUAGUCUACAAAAAAAUAUAUGUGAUAACGAGACAGGUCAUGUCCUUUAUGAAACCAUGUUUGUGUGGAAUGAAUUUUUGACUCGUGGAAUCCGAAACCACUUGCAUAACACCAUUUGGACAGUUGCUUUGGUCUAUGGUUUUUUCAAGCAGGGUACAGUGUCUCUAGAUGGGAGAGAUUUUAAGUUGACCCUCAUUGCUAGACGUUCUCGUCAUUAUGCUGGCACAAGGUAUUUAAAACGAGGUGUAAAUGAAAAAGGUAGAGUGGCAAAUGAUGUCGAGACUGAACAAAUUGUUUUUGAGGAUGUCCCUGAAGGGGUUCCUAUGCAAUUAAGUUCUGUUGUCCAGAAUCGUGGCUCAAUCCCUCUUUUCUGGUCACAGGAAACUUCGCGCCUGAACAUAAGGCCUGAUAUUAUAUUGUCGAAGAAGGAUAAAAAUUAUGAAGCGACGAGACUUCAUUUUGAAAAUCUUGCUAAAAGAUAUGGAAACCCCAUAAUUAUAUUGAACUUGAUAAAGACGCGUGAAAAGAGGCCACGAGAAUCUAUUCUUCGUGCUGAGUUUGCUAAUGCUAUUGACUUCAUUAAUAAUGAUCUAUCUGAGGAGAACCGUCUUAGGUUUCUUCAUUGGGAUCUACACAAGCAUGCUCGGAGUAAAGCUACAAAUGUUUUACUGCUUUUGGGGAAAGUGGCUGCUUUUGCGUUGACACUUACAGGAUUCUUUUAUUGCCAAGUUACUCCAGCUUUAAGAUCUGAAAGGAGUGAAGGAAAUUGUAGCUCAUCUUCUCAGCUACAGUCAGACAAUGAUAAUGAAGAUGCUGCUAGCAUGGAAAAACAAAUAAGUGCUGACAACCUUGUUUCUAAUGGAAAUUACGUUAUUAAGCAGCCACUGUUCCAAAGUGGGGUGCUAAGGACCAAUUGCAUAGACUGCCUCGACCGUACAAAUGUUGCACAAUAUGCAUAUGGGCUUGCUGCUCUUGGACACCAGCUUCAUGCCUUGGAAAUCUUAGAUUCCCCCAAAAUCGAUCUUGAUGCCCCUUUAGCUGAUGAAUUAAUGGGAUUUUAUGAGAGAAUGGGUGACACGCUCGCACACCAGUAUGGUGGCUCAGCAGCCCACAAUAAGAUAUUCUCUGAGAGAAGGGGACAGUGGAAAGCAGCAACACAGUCUCAGGAGUUCUUCAGAACUCUUCAAAGAUAUUAUAGCAAUGCCUACAUGGAUUCAGAAAAACAAGAUGCUAUUAAUUUAUUUCUGGGACAUUUUCAACCACAAAAGAACAAGCCUGCACUCUGGGAACUAGAUUCAGAUCAGCAUUGUAACGUAGGAAGGAAUGGGCGAAUCCAUGUGCAAGAAGAUGGAAGGUCAGCAUUCAAAAGAUCCUUGUCAGAUGGAAAUAUUCUUCACGAAAAUUGCUCACCAGUGUUAUCUACAGAUAGAAAGCUUGAAAAACAUUCAAACUCUGUAUUGUCCAAACAAUCACGAGGUAGCGAGGUUCUUUCAGAAUCUUCUCCAGAAAUAUCCACUUCUGGAAGUGAUAUAGCAUUGUCAAGGUAUACUCCCUCAAUGCCUCAGAGGCGGCUUUUUGGGUCCAUUCAAAGGGAAAGAUGCCUUGAAGGUGACCAUAUUUUCUUUUCCGAAGGGGACGCUAUGAGUUGCUCAAACUUUGUUGACCUGGACUGGCUUUCAUCCUCUGGGAAUUCAUGUGAGGAGGAGCCGUUUGAGAGGUCUUUGGGCUUCAACUCUCCAAUUGCUAGAGAUUCAUCUGAAAAUGUUGUCACUGGAGAAUCAACUCCUUCCAUGAGUGAAUAUGGUUCGAGCAUGAAGGCAAAGGAGCAGAACACAAUGGAAGUUCCCCAAUUGAGAACACUGGAGGAUUACUCGGAGAACUUUGUGCAAUGGGUAAAUUAUGGAGAGACCCUUUGCUAUUGAACCCUUCACAAUCCAAUCUCUUUUCCCAACACAGCCAAUGCCAAAGGAAAAAGAAAGAAAAAAAAAAGAAAAACACCCAUCCCAUUCCCAACUUCAAAAUAGUAUAUAGUGAAAAUAAUAAUAACAAUAAUUCUUUUGGAGCACAAAUUUUCAUCCCAUGCUAGGUUUCGGGCAUCCCUAGGUAAAAUUAUGUAAAUAUUUUCCUCUUAAAAUCGCACUUAGAACACUGGUGAUUAUUGAUUCUUUUUAUUCAAUGUUAUUUUACGAUUUUGAUUUUGUAACAUCGUGCUCUAAUUGCCUGAUGAAGUUUUUGCAGUGUGUUGUAACCUAUAAAUAAGUCUCAAAUUUGGAAUUCUUCAUCCUA
Molecule: messenger RNA, 3464 nt
Organism: Benincasa hispida (wax gourd)
Lineage: Eukaryota; Viridiplantae; Streptophyta; Magnoliopsida; Cucurbitales; Cucurbitaceae
Source: RefSeq, a predicted model, not a curated record